Molecule: messenger RNA, 1354 nt
Organism: Schistosoma turkestanicum
Lineage: Eukaryota; Metazoa; Platyhelminthes; Trematoda; Strigeidida; Schistosomatidae
Source: the annotation of a GenBank genome assembly
UUUUGAAACUGUAUUCUACCUGGUUUUGAUUAUCUGUGAAUCUCUAAUGUGAUGAUUUUGUGUUUACUCAUUAUCACCAACCCAUUUUAUUAACAAGCUUCUGGAAUCGCCCAACUGUACUGGUUAAUAACUUGGCAAACUCUUGCUGUUUGAACGAUAUAUCAAAACAUUAUAUGGCUAGUUUGAGAGCAUUUAUUGUCGGUAGUACUGGUGAAACAGGAAAAGCAUUGAUAAAAGCCUUAGCUAAAGACACUAGAUACAGUUCUAUCAAAUUAAUUCAAAGGCGUAAAACCGAAGUUGAUUAUGGUCUUGGCAGUAAAGAUGCUGAAAAUCGUUUCACUCAGGUUAUUAUAGAUUUUGACCGUUUAGACGAAUAUCAAGAAGUAUUUCAAGAUACUGAUGUAGGCUUUUGUGCUCUUGGAACAACCUGGAGAAAGUCAGGAAAGGAAAAAAUGAGGAUUAUAGACCAUGACUAUGUAAUUCAUGUUGCAAAGUUAAGUUCUGCAGCUGGUUGCCAAGAAUUUCAUCUUGUUACUUCAAAAGGUGCGAAUAAAAACAGCAUGAUUUUUUAUCUGAAACUCAAAGGGGAAAUAGAAUCAGAUUUAAUAUCGCUUAAUUUAUUCCCGAAAUGUCUUGCAAUCUAUCGUCCCGGUACUUUAUUAUGUUCACGUGUUGAGUCACGACCAGCUGAAAGAGCUUUUAAAAUUUUAUUAAAACCUGUAGCAUAUCUUACACCUACAUUAUUAACAACACCAAUUGAUAUCCUUGCUAAGGCUAUGAUUAAUGUUCCAUUUAAUUCCCAGUUAAAAAUUGAUUCAUCUGAACAGCAUGAAAAAUCAUUACCUAAAAAUGUGCAUAUUUUCGAAAAUUCUGAUAUUUUCUUGCUUGCAUCAGAUAGUCAGUAGAUAUUGAAAUUGCGCUUUAACUUUGAAGUAAGCUAUAAUUACAUUUCAGAGUUAUAUUACAUCAUUCUAAUGACGCUUUAUUCAACUGAUGAAAUCGAUGAAUUCAUUUCACUUAUCCCAAUAUUUUUCCGUGUGAAUAGUAUCAAUCAUUCCUGACGUGUUGCUUUUAACUUAUUAGUCUAAUUAAAAAAACUUGCAUUGAGUCGCGCCACAAAAAGUACUUGUUUUUACAUUGUUUGUCUUUCCUUUGAUGACUGUUUUUUUUCAUUAUCUUACUAUUAUUUGUCUUUAUCACUAUGUAUUAUCACUAUUUGUUACAAAGUACUUAGACGAUUUAUAAUCAAACCUAAAUGUUUGGUUGACUUACGUUUUUUUUACAUGAAAUUGUAUUAUGGUUUUUAUUUACGUGAUGAUAAAUUUCAACUUUAAAUAUUGUAUGUAAAUAGUAU